Tachysurus vachellii is the source of this 1148-nucleotide messenger RNA. RefSeq names its product alkB homolog 4, lysine demthylase (gene alkbh4). The record is from RefSeq and is a predicted model, not a curated record. Bases 48 to 863 code for a protein of 271 amino acids. Gene Ontology annotation, cellular component: contractile ring; midbody. Gene Ontology annotation, biological process: oxidative demethylation; protein demethylation; actomyosin structure organization. Gene Ontology annotation, molecular function: demethylase activity; actin binding; oxidoreductase activity. NCBI's taxonomy places the organism in Eukaryota, Metazoa, Chordata, Actinopteri, Siluriformes, Bagridae. The transcript is spliced from 3 exons.
GUUCCGGAAGGACCCAUUACGGUGGUGCACAUGAAGAGAGUUGCUUGAUGGCUGCCAAGCAGCAGACGGCUAACUGUGGCUGUAAAGGCAUUCGAACUUGCCUGAUAUGUGAGGCAAAUGAUGAUAAACGACAGCUGAUCAAGAAAGCCUCGUUGCAUUAUGAUUUUAUCUAUGAUCAGGAGUCAAAAUUAGCAGUGCCAAGUGCUGGUAAUGUCCAUCAGGCUUUUCCAUUUCCUGGUGUGUUCCUGUGGGAAAACUUUGUCUCAGAGGAUGAGGAAAGAGAGCUGGUUGCCAAAAUGGACCAAGACGUCUGGAGAGACUCUCAGUCUGGUCGGCGUAAACAGGCAUUUGGACCGAAAGUAAACUUCAGAAAACGGCGUGUAUGCCUUGGUGGUUUCAGUGGCCUCCCUGCGGUCAGUCAUAAGCUAGUGGACAGGAUGACCAAAGAGCCGCUGCUGGCUGAUUUCCACCCUGUAGAACAGUGCAACCUGGAGUACAGCCCUGAACGCGGCUCAGCCAUCGACCCUCACCUGGAUGACAGCUGGCUGUGGGGCCAGCGCCUGGUCACUCUCAAUCUGCUCUCUGACACCAUGAUCACUAUGAGCUUAGACCAGGGCUGGGGAGAUAUGGACCAAGGUGAGGUCAGGGUGGCUAUUAAUAUACCUCGAAAGAGUUUAUUUGUGAUGUACGGUGAGGCGCGCCAUCGAUGGAAACACGCCAUACACCGGGAGCAUAUACACAGCCGGCGGGUGUGCAGCACCUUCAGAGAGCUGACCCCUGAGUUCCUGCAUGGUGGAGAGCAGGAGAAGCUCGGGUCAGAGCUGCUGGAUCUGGCAUCAAGCUUUAAAGGUGUUCCUGUGUAAAAAGGGUUUCAGCGUUAACAGAUUUUUUAUGUAUUAACUGAAUGAAUUCGCUUGAAUUCAAUACACUCAAAUGUUUGUUUUUAAACAUGAUGCAAGUACAUAUUGGAUAUUUGCUUGAGAUGUCACUCAAUGUUGCGACAUGCUCAUGUAUAAUAUUAAUCUAAAUGGAUUAAUUCAAUGAUAAAGAUUCCUUUCUUGACGAAGAGCAACAUGAAAACAAUUGAAUAAGUGAUAUUUGAAUAUUUGAAAGAAGCUAUGUUUAAAUAUUAAUUUGCUUUUAAUAAA